CCUCAGAAGAGCAGAAACACAAGAGAGAGAGUGAAUUUAUAGAGCUCCGAUUUUUCGCACAAAACCGAUGAGCAACAAAUCAGAAUGGUUGUUUUAUCCUGGAGGCGACCGGCUGAUAGUCUGCUGUCCGCAAUACGAGGCAGUGUCGCGAACGUCUUAAAGAGAGCGACCUAGUCCGCGACUCAGUCAAAUUCGGUAACCUAAUUUUUCUUGUUCGAUUUCUAACAUAAUCUCCUCGCCAUCGACGUUGUUGAACUCGUUUUUUAAUUUAUUCCCCUGUUUCUCUGGUUCCUCGUUUAUGUGGGUUCCUCACAACUGAUCUCUAAUUGGUUGGUAAUCUGAACGAAAAGAAGGAUUAAUCAAUUGGGAGUUAGACAAGUGAACUUUGUCGUUUCCCUCCUCUAUCAUGUUCCUCUACUUCGUUCUUCCUUAGUUCCUUUGCUACUUACCCUUCACCCUUGAGAAUGCAAAUGUAUUUGGAUCUUAAUAGAGUAUAGUGGAGUAGAUUUAAGUUCAAAAUGAUGGGUAAUCUGACAAUGAUGAAUGAUAUCGCCCCGUGAACGGGGUUGGGUUUGCUAGUGUUGCCCUCUACUCCUGUUCAUCAACCCGCCGACAAUGACGAAUUAACCAGACAAUUGAACUGGUUAUGGAUGGGUUCUGAGUUCUGGGCAUGUCUUCUCAGACUUCUCCCCUUUCUCCGCCAAGCAUUUCACGGUGACCAACGUCCCAUCGCUGGAAAGAACAACUCGAUAAUCCUUCCCCAAAACCCCGCAGGCCGCACCUCCCGUUGACUUAUUAUUUUUUUAUUUUUUAAUUUGACACGUCAUUAAGUUAACAGUCCAGUCAUUAGUUCUGUUUGUCACGUCAUCAAAAAACUUACGGAGUUAACGGAGUCUGACGGAGACUAACGGCCGAUGACUAACGGUGAAACGAUUCAUAAAGUUAGUAGCGAUUAAGAAAGAAAAAUAAUUUAAAUGGCAAACAUGAAAGAUUUAUAUAAUUUGAGUGACCAAACGUGUAAUUUAGCCGGCUUUUAUAUAUCAACUCUGCACUUACUACAUUGGACACAAAUUCUUUAUAAAAUUUAUAUAAAUCAAAUCAGUGGGAUUGAAUCCAAUUCAACCCGUCAAUCACAAUUCACAACUCAAUUGCUUAAUCAAAUUCGAUGCUCCAAUGCGGAAUGACAUUCUUAUUGUGUAGUGUAGCCCAUAUAAAACAACAAUCCACCUACCACCACAACAAAAUAUCCCAUCCUCUGUUCAUUUGCUCCACUGGACAGCAGAUCAGACUAUCGAUGUGCAUCUAAGUCCAUCACCUCCCACGGAAGAUUCUAGCUUGCCAACGUUUAACAGGAAACCCUUUCAUCUCUAAGGAAGCUCCAAAUCCAAUCAUGGCCGGCCGUUGUGCGCCCCACCUGUCCAACACAGUGACAAAUAUAAUACCGUAAUUUGGCCAGGCAUUAACCAUUUCUUUUUCUUUUCUAUUAUCCCUCUGUUCGGUUCUGCUAUGGCCGCUGUUCCCUUUAAAUUGAAAAAAGCUGAAGCUUUCUCUUCCUAAACUUCGUCCCUUUCCUUCCUAUCUAAAACUAAAACCCACCCUUGAAUCCGCGAAAGAAAAGAUGGGUAUCCUUGAUCACUUCUCCGAGCUCUGCGAUUCUGGCCCCUCCCAUGACAGCAAGAAGCUCAAGCGCAAGCAGCUACAGACGGUGGAGAUCAGGGUGAAGAUCGAUUGUGAAGGCUGCGAGAGGAAAGUGAGGAAAUCGGUGGAAGGGAUGAAAGGGGUGACCCAAGUGGAAGUGAAUCCCAAGCAGCACAAACUGACGGUAAUCGGGUAUGUGGAUCCCAACAAAGUCCUGAACCGCGUCCGCCACCGGACGGGCAAGAAGGCGGAUCUGUGGCCCUACGUCCCCUACGACGUCGUCGACCACCCGUACGCGCCUGGCUCCUACGACAAGAAGGCGCCGCCGGGUUAUGUCCGCAACGUGAUGUACGACCCGCAGGCCUCUGCGCUGGCCCGGGCCACGUCCUUCGAGGUCAAGACCACUACCGCCUUCAGCGACGAGAAUCCCAACGCAUGCUCGGUCAUGUGAAGCGCCGGCGAGAUUUAGCGUUGGGUGGUGCUGUUUUGUGCAAUUGGACCAGUCAGUCUGUGUGGUGAUAUGCAAUGCACGAGUAGUUGUGAAUGGAGGGUUUUUGGUGACAUUUGGUCUCUGUUUUCCUGUGUUUUAUUUUUCCUCCUCCUUUUUUGGUUUGGCUCCCGCUUGGUUCUUACUUUUAUGUUGGUUUGUUUCUGUAUUGUAAUUCGUUGCACUAGUUGUGAUUGGGGAUUUUGCAAGUUGCUGCUCGCAGCUCGCUCCUUUUUAGCAGGUGAUGUUAGAACCAAGCGAGACAACUAGUGUCUACGGAUGCUUGGCACCAACUCCUCUAUUAAGAAGAAGAAGAAGAAGAAGAAGAAGAAGAAGAGAGCUAUCUUGCCAUUCCUCUCUCUGCAACCAAUACGAAUGACACAUUGUGCUGGACAGGUGACAUCUGGAUAUUCUUUUGGAAAUUGACAGGUUGAUGGUCGAUGGAUGAGGAAUCACAUAUGAGUCCUUCUAAUCUGACCAAGUUUUUUAGAAUGAAUCUAAUUGUUAUCUGUUUCUGUGGAUAUUUAAUGGUUUGAAACGUGUGUUGAAUGGGUUGAAUUUUGUUGGUUAGGGAGACUUAUUUUGUUGAGAGGGUGUGUUGAUUAUCUCCCACUGAGAUUGUAAUUGCUUUCUGGGCUGCCUGUAACUAUAUGCCAGGCAUCAGUUUAUGUUGUAUAAUUCCUCUAAGGAUCGUGGACAAGGAAGGGUUCAAUUGUAGGUAGUAGGAAUUUCUUUUGUUAAGAUUAGUGGUGUUGAUUUAAACAUUUUGAUAAGUUAGCAAACUGGAAUCAUGUAAACCUUUUAUAGUGAUUACGCUGCUGAAAACAUUUAAAUGCGGCUUUAUACUGCUGUUGUUACUUGGAGAAUAAAAUGAAAAAAUAUUUUUGUUUUGGAGACUCGUACUGUCAGUUGUGUGUCAAUGUCAUCGGCGGAUCUAGGGCUGGGCGCCCUCCGCCGGAUACAGAGCUAGUAUAGAGCUUAUAAAUUUUUCGAUCUAGGUAUUCGGCCCAGUAUUAUUUAAUGGUCGGUCGAGUGUUAUUUGAUAAUAAUUUUGUGUAGUUAGAAAAAUGGUAUAGAUGAACAUAUGCAAAUCAUUACUCUCAAUUUAGUUUAGGAAUUCUAGCCCGAAUGAUUUUCAUUUGAAAAAAAAAUAAUAAUAAAACCUAAAAGUCUAAAAUGUAAAAGAAUGUAUAAAGUUUCAUUGAAAUA
Messenger RNA from Linum trigynum, 3334 nucleotides. The record is from the annotation of a GenBank genome assembly. NCBI's taxonomy places the organism in Eukaryota, Viridiplantae, Streptophyta, Magnoliopsida, Malpighiales, Linaceae.